AUGGAGGUCGACCGCAGCCCCGCGCAGCGCACCUCGCGCAAACAUCACCGCACCAGUGACGACGACGCCAACUACGACUGGGGAUCAGAUUCCAGUGGACAGUUUGACGAUGCUGAUGAAGUUGACCCUGAAGACUACCGUUCUCCCGCCGGCAAUACCGCCAAAAGACGACGCUCCAACGAUUGGCCCCUGCCCGAAGAAGCCGCAGACUACGGUACCAGUGAACGCCGCACUCAGCGCAGCGGAACUGGUCACUUGAGCGUCAGCAGCAUUGGCACACCCUCUCGAGUCUCGCCGCGGGCCUCGCCCCGCGCAUCUCCUCGUGGCUCGCUUGCAUCGCUGCGCGCACGACAUGCCGCGGCAUCCUCAUCAAGCCCCCGUCAUCUCAGAGGCCGCACAUCACGAUUCGUCGAAGCAACUAUGAGUGAUAGUGUCAGCGAAAAGCCACCCAGCAUUUACUUCCGCGACCGUGAGAACAAGCCGGGUAAUCCAAACCGGUCCUCUGGUAUCUUCCGCUUUGGCAAGGCCAUUGCCUCCGCGUUCAAUCCGUUCGGCGGGUGGAACAAGCAUGAAGGAUCGCCGACUAAGUCACCGCAGAAAGAUGUCAUCAAUCAAGCCGAGCAAGCUUAUGCUGAGCUGAAGAAGGCUGGGUACAAGGGCACGAACAAAGGACAUUACAUUCAGACACAUGGUGUCGAUUGCGCUGCUGCAGACAAGACCUGGCAGUCUAUCCAAGAUAAGAUGGAGCACAGCUCUCCAAUCAAGGACGUGCGGCGCAGCUCGAUUGAUCGCGGCGUACACUCGCGCUCUAAUUCUGGGGCUUCAAAGCGAUCCUCUCUUCAGGAUCUUCGCCUGCCAAAGUCGUUGUUCCACAAGACUCAUGAGUCCCCGUCUGCCUCUCAAGCUACAAUCUACUGUGAUAGGACUUCCGAAGAAUCCGAGACUGGGCUUCGCAAGCAGCCUUCGCGCAAGGAACUCUCUCGACAGACCAAGCUGCUCAAGAAGGUCAGCAAUCUUGAAGACAAGCUGGACCGCGCUCGACGGGAACUGCGUGAGCUCACAGGCAAUGAAGCACCUGUCUUGGCACCCAUUCCCAUUCCUCAGCCAAACAUCGUCAACACAGAGAUUGACCCUGCCUCCUUCCCAAGGAAGUUCGUCCCCGGAGCCCUGCCAACUUUGCCGUCUGAACGUCUUUUGAACCAACAAGCAUACGAAGCAGAGGCAUCUGGAGCAAAUGUCGGAGGUCUCACUGCUUUACCAUCCAUGGGGGAUCGCGAGAGCUUCUCAUUUGAGGAAUCACGUCCCGCCCCAAGCCCGGCUGUGGCCAAACAUUCAAAGCGGCGCUCCAAAGAGACGUGGCCGUCGCCCCUGGGUAAGGACAGCCUUUCCCGUAAACGGAAGUCACCCAUUCAUGAACCUAUCGAUAGUCGAAAGCCUUCUCAGCCCAGUUCGACGGACUGCAUCGACGGCCUCGAAUACCCCGAAUUCGAAGACCUGAUCGACUUUGGUUUGCUCAGCCCACCCGGCAAGGCCAAAUGGCAGAAAUCCGACGCCGGCGAGAGUCCAGGCUCCGCGAAGCGCAGACAGACCACAGACCAGUCCCAGCUCGCCGAACCCAACACCAAAUCAGCCGAAGAAAGCGCAAGUGCACGCGGCAAAAGGUCUCUCUACAACUCACCCCAAAAACUCUCCGCCACCAACUGCUCACCAAGUCCCAAGCCCCCUCCGCACGGUGUCCUCUUGCGAAGGAGCGAUUCCAACCGCAAACUAGCAUCCUCGCCUCCAUUCGCCUCGGAAGAGCCUGCGGACUUUUGGACUUCUCCAGCCGCCUCACCCGACAAAUCCCAUAGCGACUUCUACCUCCAUUCUCAGCCCAAUCUUGAUCCUGAUCGUAGUCCUCGCACCCCCACGAGGUCAAAGACCAGUCCCAGUCGCUCGACCAGGCUCCGCCGUGACGACGAUAUCCCCCCCGUUCCACCCGUGCCGGAGGAAUUGCGAUCGAGUGCAGCUAAGGUUUAUCCUAAGUCACCUAGGAAGAGACCUGUUUCUGCUCCUGUUUAUUCGCCAACUGCUCCUUCGACGGACUCCAUGAUUCUUGGUGUUGAGAAUUAUCAGUGGCCGGAUGAUAUCUUUUAA
Messenger RNA from Penicillium brevicompactum, 2136 nucleotides. RefSeq names its product putative nuclear RNA binding protein. Bases 1 to 2136 code for a protein of 711 amino acids. The record is from RefSeq and is a predicted model, not a curated record. NCBI's taxonomy places the organism in Eukaryota, Fungi, Ascomycota, Eurotiomycetes, Eurotiales, Aspergillaceae. The transcript has a single exon.